Geodia barretti is the source of this 271-nucleotide messenger RNA. Lineage: Eukaryota; Metazoa; Porifera; Demospongiae; Tetractinellida; Geodiidae. The record is from the annotation of a GenBank genome assembly.
GGUGGUGUGGUUUCGUUUUCAAAAGCGAACGUACGGAUCGUUGUUUUUCCCCGCAGAGAGCAAGAGAAUGGAUUCCUCAAGGUCUUUUGGAUCUGAGUGUCCAAAAGAUUGUUCAGAGGAGUCCGGAGGGAAUGUUUGGAGGGUGUUACUAUGGACUGUUGUGAGGAUGAUUAUCUUCAUCAUUUUGUUAGUUCUGAGGGUGAGUCUUCGGACAGUUGAGAGAGUGAGUGUGAAGUAUCAAAUCCUGAUGACUCACUGUUUAUUCCAACAC